This is a messenger RNA of Pestalotiopsis fici W106-1, 1212 nucleotides long. RefSeq lists its product as uncharacterized. Bases 1 to 1212 code for a protein of 403 amino acids. NCBI's taxonomy places the organism in Eukaryota, Fungi, Ascomycota, Sordariomycetes, Amphisphaeriales, Sporocadaceae. The transcript has a single exon. The record is from RefSeq and is a predicted model, not a curated record.
AUGCUGUUUGAUACGACAGUGCUGCUCACCAGAGCUGGGCUCAUCGCCUCCUUGAUCAUAUCCAGCAUCCAGCCCGUGGUCGGAUACAGGAUAACUCGUUCAUACCAUCAAUUCGCGCAGAUUCCCAAGACUUAUCAGAAUAACAUCAUUCAUAGACCUAUCAGCAAUGAGACGCAGUGUCUGGCCUAUUAUGAACGGUACACAAACACGUCUGUCUAUGAUGACACUACAAUAGGGCACCAGUCGGCCGUGCUCCUGGACAAUUGCAUCAUUGAGCAGAUGCAGCAGUACCAGCAGAGCGAGAUGGGCGCCAUUUCGGUCGUUUUGGGUCUUCUGCCGGCCGGGCUGACCCAGAUCGGGCUGAGCACCAGCCAUUUCAGUCUCCUUGCAUCGCGGCGGCCGGUGCUCGCCACUCUGCUUAGUUUUGGCGCCUUGACGGUGCUACCCAUGGACGCAGAGACUCUCCCGAGCCUCCGUCAGCCUGUGCGUGUGCCCACACGGCCCGGCUUCCUGGGCAGCAAUUCGGUCGCCAUCAAGGCUCUCGUCACGACCAUUGAGUACCUUGUUGCGCUGGGAGCCGUGGCCAAUGUUCUCUGGGAGGUCUACUUUCUCACCUAUCAGUCCGUCUGCUGGGCCGCCAUCCAGCUUUUGCAGAUGCAGGGGCUUCCCGAGACUGUGGUGCCGCUUUUCUGGGCGCUAUUUCCCGUCGUGGCCCAGCUGCUCUCGCAUCUUGCCAUGUGGAUCCAGUUGUACCGGCGCAAGAGGAAAUAUGGCGAAAAGGGCACCCCGUACGAGUUCACGACCUGGCCGCCGAGCCUAUGGACACGCGUGAUCACGGAGUUGACCCCUUCGAGCUGGGGCAGCCCGUUGGUGGCUCCCGAGGUCCGCGGCAUCGAGCGAGGAUCCCUCCUCAUGCUGGAGCUGGCAGUCACACAAGUGGUCAACCUCUGUUCCAUAGCUCAUGUAUUCAUGGGCACCAUUAUACUUUCCACCAUGCAGUUCAUCAGUCUGCGAAACGCUGUCAUAAUACUUGUACGCCUUUUAUCUGGCACAAUUAUUGUAAGGGCCGUGGUCCAAUACGAACUGCAUGGAAUGAGAGAGGUAUCGCAGGAAAAAGGACUCGGACGACAACGAGAUGUGAGUGUUGCUAUCGAUUCACAUUACGUUGGUCAAGGAAAGCCACAAUCUCAUACACGGGACGGGGGAUACUGA